UUAUUGCAAGGAAAAUGGCGGAGUGACUGGAGCAGCGAUACUGCCUCAAAUUUUGCCAGGAACUGGGCGACAGUCAAGUGGAAACCAUUCGGAAGAUUCAGACGGCUUUCGGUGACGAUGCUAUGAGCAGCACACAGAUUAAGGAGUGGUACAACCGGUUUAAAGACGGCCGCACAUCGGUGGAGAGCGAGCCACGCGCCGGUCGGCCAUCAACAUGCCGAAAUGACCAGGUCAUUCCCGAAGUGAACGCUGUGGUGAUGCGGGACCGUCGUGUGACUAUCCGAGAAAUUGCGGAAGAGGUGGGCAUCAGCACUUUUUCUGCAGAUUCCUUUAUGACAGAAGAUUUGGCCAUGAAGAGAGUUGCGGCGAAAUUCAUGCCGAAGCUGCUUACGGUGGAGCAAAAGCAACUUCGUGUUGAAGUCUCACAGGACAUGCAGGAUUCCACAAACAGUGACCCCGACUUCAUGAACACCACAAUCACUGGUGAUGAGUCUUGGGUGAACGGGUACGACCCGGAAACCAAAUCCCAGUCGUCACAGUGGAAGCAUUCUACGUCACCAAGACCAAAGAAGGCCCGCCAAGUGCGCAGCAACAUCAAAGUGAUGCCGACUGCUUUCUUUGACUCCCGCGGUGUGGUACACCACGAGUAUGCACCACAGGGUCAAACAAUCACCAAGGAGUAGUACAGGGAUGUCCUUCGUCGCCUACGUGAUGCUGUGCGGCGCAAGAGACCGGAGUUGUGGUCAACAGGA
Molecule: messenger RNA, 752 nt
Organism: Dermacentor silvarum
Lineage: Eukaryota; Metazoa; Arthropoda; Arachnida; Ixodida; Ixodidae
Product: histone-lysine N-methyltransferase SETMAR-like
Exons: 1
Coding region: 123-683 (186 amino acids)
Molecular function (GO): nucleic acid binding
Source: RefSeq, a predicted model, not a curated record